Molecule: messenger RNA, 552 nt
Organism: Colletotrichum higginsianum IMI 349063
Lineage: Eukaryota; Fungi; Ascomycota; Sordariomycetes; Glomerellales; Glomerellaceae
Product: ADP-ribosylation factor
Exons: 4
Coding region: 1-552 (183 amino acids)
Biological process (GO): vesicle-mediated transport; intracellular protein transport
Cellular component (GO): plasma membrane; cytoplasm
Molecular function (GO): GTP binding; GTPase activity
Source: RefSeq, a predicted model, not a curated record
AUGGGUCUCGCGUUUUCCAAGAUCUUCGACAAGCUUUGGGGGAAGAAGGAGAUGAGAAUUUUGAUGGUUGGUCUUGACGCCGCCGGAAAGACCACUAUCCUCUACAAGCUCAAGCUCGGUGAAAUCGUCACGACCAUUCCCACCAUUGGCUUCAACGUCGAGACCGUCGAGUACAAGAACAUUCAGUUCACCGUGUGGGAUGUCGGUGGUCAGGACAAGAUUCGUCCUCUCUGGAGACAUUACUUCCAGAACACCCAGGGUAUCAUCUUCGUUGUCGACAGCAACGAUCGCGACCGUAUCGUCGAGGCCCGUGAGGAGCUCCAGCGCAUGCUCAACGAGGACGAGCUGCGGGACGCCAUCCUCUUGGUCUUCGCCAACAAGCAGGAUUUGCCCAACGCCAUGAACGCCGCCGAGAUCACAGACAAGCUUGGUCUCCACUCCCUGAGACAACGCGCCUGGUACAUCCAGUCCACCUGCGCCACCUCCGGUGAUGGUCUCUACGAGGGUCUCGAGUGGCUUGCCACCACCCUGCGUAAGGCGGGUCACCAGUAA